CCCAAAACUCAAUUCUUCCAUCGUGGCGUUGACAUCUUAUAAAGUCUUUUUUCUCUUUCCCCCGAGUUCUUCUUCUCCCCCACCUACAAACACUUACAAUCGAACUCCUUUCUAGAAAUUCAGACACCCAAAGAAGGAAAGAAGAGACCAAACUCCCCCUACUACCUUGGCUGUCUUCAAAGACACUCGGAAAUCGAUUCUUCAAGUCGUCCAUUCUAGUCCGACAUAACCUUCUCUCAGACCUCGACAUGGAAACAACACUACCGUUCCCUUUCCUCAUCAGUGUUGCCGUCCCUCCCGGUCUGGCCAACCUCGAAGGCCUUACCCGGGAACAGGUCUCCGCCCUCGGUGCUCCAUUCUUCCAAGUUACCGACCAGACACUCGGCAAGUUCCAUCGCUUCCUGAAGCGCCACAAUGCCGAGUUUCGUGGCUACUUCGACGUCACCGCAGUAGGCUCUCCGGACAACGUGGUGUCACUGCUCGAUGCCGGCGCACGCCAAGUCUUCGUCACACCCGAGAACCUCCCCAAGUAUGCCGAGUUCGGCAACCGAGUCGGCCCUGUCGUUGCCAACUUGGACCUUUCGGCGACAUCAGGGAACAGCAGCCUCCUGCUGAAAGACUUUGACCCCCAGAGUCCCGACCUCGAAGAAUUCCUCAGGCAGACCCAAACCACCCAGAGGCCAUCCGACCUCUUCCUUAAGCCGGUACCCAGUGCUGAUCUGGAACUUCUGCUCCAGGUAGCCCGCAAGUGCUCUGCCAUCCCCAUCCUCCCCUCCGACCGUCUGACCGUCAGCAAGGAGGACACCACGAGGCUGUCUCUUCCCCAAGUCAUUGUCUCGUUUUGCAAAUCGGACCGCGCCGAUGGCCUGAUCCCCACCGUCGUCUGCGACGAGUCGAACGUCGCCCUGGGCCUCGCCUACAGCAGCGAGGAAAGCAUUGCCGAGGCCCUGAGGACCCAGUCGGGCGUUUACCAGAGCCGGAAACGCGGCCUGUGGGUCAAGGGUGCUACCUCGGGCGACACCCAAGAGCUCAUCCGCAUAUCCGUCGACUGCGACAAUGACACCCUCAAAUUCAUCGUCAAGCAGAAAGGUCGCUUCUGCCACCUGGAACAGGACGGCUGCUUCGGCGACUUGUCCGGCAUCCCGCGCCUGGAGAGGACCCUGCAGUCAAGGAAACAGUCCGCCCCCGAGGGCUCUUACACCGCACGCCUGUUCAGCGACGAGAGGUUGUUGAGGGCCAAGAUCAUGGAAGAGGCCGAGGAGCUCUGCGAUGCCCAGACCCCCGAGGAGGUCGCGUUCGAGGCCGCCGACCUGAUCUAUUUCGCGCUCACAAAGGCCGUCAGCGCCGGUGUCACCCUGGCCGACAUCGAGAAGAAUCUGGACGCCAAGGCCUGGAAGGUCAAGAGGAGGAAGGGUGACGCGAAGGGGAAGUGGGCCGAGAAGGAGGGUAUCUCUACCGGCCGGCCUGCUCCUGCUCCUGCGCCUGUCCCUGCCACUACCCCUGCUGCGCCUGCAAGCGACACUCCGCCAGGCAGAAUCGUGAUGCGCCGUUAUGACGCCUCCCAGGCCUCCGAGGCCGAAAUCCUCGAGGCUCUGAAGCGCCCGUCGCAAAAGUCCCCCGACGCCAUCCUCAACGUCAUCAAGCCCAUAAUCGAAGACGUCCGGACCGGCGGCGACAAGGCCGUCCUGACCUACACCCACAAGUUCGAAAAGGCCACCUCGCUGACCUCGCCCGUGCUCAAGGCGCCCUUUCCCGAAGAAGCCAUGCGGCUGUCGCCCGAGUCCAUCAGGGCCAUCGACAUCUCCUUCGAGAACAUCCGCAAGUUCCACGCCGCCCAAAAGGAAGACAAGCCCCUCCAGGUCGAGACCAUGCCCGGCGUGGUAUGCAGCCGCUUCUCCCGCCCCAUCGAGCGCGUCGGCCUAUACGUCCCCGGCGGCACCGCCGUGCUCCCCAGCACGGCCCUCAUGCUGGGCGUGCCGGCCAUGGUGGCCGGGUGCAAGAAGAUUGUGCUCGCGUCGCCCCCGCGCCCCGACGGCAGCCUGACGCCCGAGAUUGUCUACGUGGCCCACAAGAUCGGCGCCGAGAGCAUCGUCCUCGCCGGCGGCGCCCAGGCCGUCGCCGCCCUCGCCUACGGCACCGAGAACGUCACCAAGGUCGACAAGAUCCUCGGCCCGGGCAACCAGUUCGUCACCGCCGCCAAGAUGCUCGUCAGCAACGACACCAACGCCGGCGUCGGCAUCGACAUGCCCGCCGGCCCGUCCGAGGUGCUCGUCGUCGCCGACGCCCACGCCAACCCGGCCUUCGUCGCCUCCGACCUCCUCUCCCAGGCCGAGCACGGCGUCGAUUCCCAGGUCAUCCUCCUCGCCGUCGACCUGACCGAGGAGCAGCUCCGCGCGAUCGAGGACGAGGUGCACGAGCAGGCCAUGGCCCUGCCGCGCGUUGCUAUCGUUCGCGGGUCCAUCGCCCACUCCGUCACCAUCUCCGUCCGCGACGUCGACGAGGCCAUGCGUAUCAGCAACGAGUAUGCCCCGGAACAUCUCAUCCUGCAGGUCCAGGACGCCGAGAAGGUUGUUGAUAAGGUGAUGAAUGCCGGUAGCGUUUUCAUCGGCCAGUGGACUCCUGAGAGUGUGGGCGAUUACUCUGCGGGUGUGAACCAUUCUCUGCCAACGUACGGCUACGCAAAACAAUACUCGGGCGUCAACCUCGGGUCCUUUGUCAAGCACAUCACCAGCUCCAACCUGACGGCCGAGGGCCUGAAGAAUGUUGGCGAAGCCGUCAUGCACCUGGCCAAGGUGGAAGAGCUGGAGGCGCACAGACGGGCCGUGGAAAUUCGAGUCCAGUACAUGGAAGGGAAAUAGAAUCGAUACCGCAUUGUUUGAGGUGUUUGGGAAUGGAGGAAUGAGGAAUGAGGAAUGAUUAUAAUCCAGGCGUGGAUGUCGAAGGUAAAAAGGGGGUGUGUUGGUCGGGGGGCUACGGGACGGGGGGUACGGGACGGG
This is a messenger RNA of Sodiomyces alkalinus F11, 2996 nucleotides long. Its product is annotated as histidinol dehydrogenase. NCBI's taxonomy places the organism in Eukaryota, Fungi, Ascomycota, Sordariomycetes, Glomerellales, Plectosphaerellaceae. Gene Ontology annotation, cellular component: cytoplasm. The transcript is spliced from 3 exons. Gene Ontology annotation, biological process: L-histidine biosynthetic process. Bases 249 to 2858 code for a protein of 869 amino acids. The record is from RefSeq and is a predicted model, not a curated record. Gene Ontology annotation, molecular function: metal ion binding; phosphoribosyl-AMP cyclohydrolase activity; histidinol dehydrogenase activity.